Molecule: messenger RNA, 3305 nt
Organism: Telopea speciosissima
Lineage: Eukaryota; Viridiplantae; Streptophyta; Magnoliopsida; Proteales; Proteaceae
Product: peptidyl serine alpha-galactosyltransferase
Exons: 9
Coding region: 390-2864 (824 amino acids)
Molecular function (GO): glycosyltransferase activity
Source: RefSeq, a predicted model, not a curated record
CAAGCUCCACAGCUAAGAAUCUCUCGUCUGCAGAUGCCAUUGAGCUGCAAAUCCUGAAUAUGGUACUGCUGGAAGGAACUUUUCUGGGAUAUUGUCAGUUCAAUUUAUUUCCAAUCCUUAGUUUCUCCCCCCCCCCCCCCCAACCCUCCCACUUGUGAGGGGUAACAUACCUGUUUCUUCUUUGCCCACCCUUUUGCACUUUUAAUCAGUUAAAUUUCUUAUAUUUCAAAUUCAUUAAUAAAAUUACAGUAAUACUGCACAUUCAAUAACUAGUCCCUUGAAGAAAGAAGAGUAAGAAGAUCAUCAAAAGGAAAAAAUCCUAUUUGACAUUUGGCCUCCAAAACUCCAUUUUGUCCUCCCUGCUUCUAUAUGCCCCUUUCCUUGCAAACAUGAAAUUCAUGGAUCAAGCAAAUUCAAUGUGUAAUUUAACCCUGAAAAUGAUUCUAAUGGGGAGAUUCAAAGUUUUGAUGGUGUUGGUGGGCUUGAGUAUUUGCAUGCUGACUGUGGAAGCAUCCCAAGAGGCACCAUGGAGGAUCCACACCCUGUUUUCAGUGGAAUGCCAGGAUUACUUUGAUUGGCAGACAGUGGGUCUUGUCCACAGCUUCAAGAAGGCACAUCAGCCUGGUCCCCUUACGAGGCUCCUGAGUUGUACGGAUGAGGAGAAGAAACGAUAUAGGGGAAUGAACCUUGCUCCUACUUUCGAGGUGCCAUCCAUGAGUAAACACCCCAAGACUGGAGAUUGGUACCCUGCUAUUAAUAAGCCAGCGGGAAUUGUCCAUUGGCUUAAACACAGUAAAGAUGCAGAGAAUGUUGAUUGGGUUGUGAUUUUGGAUGCGGACAUGAUCAUCCGAGGCCCGAUCAUACCAUGGGAACUUGGCGCCGAGAAAGGCAAGCCUGUUGCUGCAUACUAUGGAUACUUGGUUGGAUGUGAUAAUAUUCUGGCUCAAUUGCACACAAAGAAACCGGAACUUUGCGACAAAGUUGGGGGCCUUUUAGCCAUGCAUAUUGAUGACCUUAGAGCCUUGGCACCUAUGUGGCUCUUGAAGACCGAAGAAGUACGGGAGGAUAGGGCCCACUGGGCAACCAACAUAACUGGUGACAUUUAUGGCAAGGGGUGGAUCAGUGAAAUGUAUGGGUACUCAUUUGGUGCUGCAGAAGUGGGCCUUCGACAUAAGAUUAAUGAUGACUUGAUGAUCUACCCGGGUUAUACCCCACGUGUGGGUGUUGAACCAAUUCUUUUGCAUUAUGGAUUGCCAUUUACGGUUGGAAAUUGGUCUUUCAGCAAAUUAGAUCACCAUGAAGAUGGCAUUGUUUACGACUGUAGCCGUCUCUUCCCUGAGCCUCCUUAUCCUAGAGAGGUUCAAGUAAUGGAACCUAAUCCCAUCACAAGGCGAGCCUUAUUUUUGAGCAUAGAAUGUAUCAACACUUUAAAUGAGGGUCUCCUAUUACACCAUGCAUCAAGUGGGUGCUCUAAACCAAAGUGGUCGAGAUACUUGAGCUUUCUAAAGAGCAAGACUUUUGCUGAACUAACUCGGCCAAAGUAUUUUACUCAUGACCAUAUGCAAAGUGAGAAAGAUGAGGCACAAAGGCAGGUCCUUGAAGGAUCAGAAAGGACAUAUCCAAAAAUUCAUACCAUUUUCUCCACCGAGUGUACUCCUUAUUUCGAUUGGCAAACUGUAGGACUCAUGCACAGUUUACAUUUGAGUGGCCAGCCUGGGAAUAUCACACGGCUUUUAAGCUGUACAGAGGAAGACUUAAAGCAAUACACAGGACAUGAUCUAGCUCCAACACAUUAUGUUCCAUCCAUGAACCGGCAUCCGUUAACUGGUGACUGGUACCCAGCAAUCAACAAACCAGCAGCUGUCCUCCAUUGGCUUAAUCAUGCAAAGAUAGAUGCAGAGUUCAUAGUCAUUUUGGAUGCAGACAUGAUAAUGAAGGGCCCCAUUACACCUUGGGAAUUUAAAGCUGCACUGGGCCGUCCAGUUUCAACCCCCUAUGAGUAUCUAAUUGGUUGUGACAAUGAGCUUGCAAAGCUGCAUACUCGGAAUCCCAAUGCUUGUGACAAGGUUGGUGGUGUAAUUAUCAUGCAUAUAGAUGAUUUGCGUGUGUUUGCCCUUCUGUGGCUGCAUAAGACUGAAGAGGUCCGUGCUGACAAAGCUCAUUAUGGGAAAAACAUCACGGGGGAUAUUUAUGAAGCUGGGUGGAUUAGUGAGAUGUAUGGUUACUCCUUUGGUGCUGCUGAGUUGAAUCUGAGACAUCUCAUAAGCAGUGAGAUAAUGAUAUAUCCGGGGUAUGUUCCUGAACCUGGGGUGAAGUAUAGAGUCUUCCACUAUGGAUUGGAAUUUAGUGUUGGUAACUGGAGCUUUGAUAAGGCGAACUGGAGGAAUGUUGACUUGGUCAACAAGUGUUGGGCUAAGUUCCCAGACCCACCUGAUCCUGCAUCACUUGAUUCAACAGAUGAGAACAUCUUACAGCGGGACCUGCUGAGCAUUGAAUGUGCAAGGACACUGAAUGAAGCUCUCCGUUUGCAUCACCAAAGGAGGAAUUGUUCCACUUCAAUUACCAAAACCAGCACAAAAUUGGAGGCUACAAAGGAAACCAUGUUGCCAAGGAAAGUUAGGAUGUCAGUUGAAAGCUUGAACGAAGUUGGUAGUUCAAGAGUGCCUUCGGAUCCUAUUGUGGUUGAUCAGACCUUUAGUUCUUUUAGAGUCUGGAUGGUUGUUCUGUGGGCUUUCUCCAUGUUGGUGUUCUUAGCAAUCAUGUCUCUGGUUCUCUCAGGUAGAAGAGGGGAAGGAGCAAGGUAUAAAGGUCACAGAAACAAGAGGAGCAUGUUAUUCUGGAUCCUUGGAUUCAAAUGGGUAUGAUAGGCACAUCUUUAAUGCCAAAAUGGCUUCAAACCUUAAAAUCCAGAGUGGGUAAAGGGGAACAAAUUCGAUGUUCAGUUAACUGGUGGGAUAUUAGUUCUGGAAGAGAAACUGCCCUUCUGGGAAAGAAGAGGGGAGGAAGCUCAAGAAGUCUUCUAAUGGAACACAUAUGAUGGUGACACGAGAUGUUUCUUCUAUGAUACUCUUGCCGAUGAUCUUGGAUAAUGAACUGCCUAACUGAUUCAAAAUUCAGUUUUGGGAAUGUAUAAUGUUAAUUUGAGGUUAAUUGAAAGGUUAAUUCAAGGUUAGUACAUUUGUGAUUGGUUAUCUGGAUAUGUAUGCUUUAGCUGAACAUCAUGAGUGUUGCAUCAUUUACACUCUGGUAAGAUGCAAUUUAGUGGUAUGUAAUUGUACACACUUAAAUUACACAUUACACAUUUG